AUGACCUCCUAUGACCGUCAUGCCUCUCACGAUUCCCCCUAUCGCACUGGUCGACACGUCCCCCUGAGCCAAAGUCGCCAUCAACCUCUCACCUCCAUUGCUACCAGCGCGAUCGAGUCCCGCCCCGAUCUCUCCAGCCCCUACCACGACGAGCCAACCAAGGGCUUGGCAUCUGCACAAGCCACCGAAUGGAACGGCUCUCCAACCGAAGUGGGCUCGCCCAACCGCCCCUAUUCCCCGGGUAUGCGAUCGCUUGCCUCUCAAAAACGCGGUUCCAACGAGCAGGCCGAUGGACCGGCGGAGAUCCAGAUGCAAAGCUUCCAUGACGGCGCGCCCCUCCGCCCCCGGUCGCUCACUCCUGGCGCAAGAUUGAGCGGUGGGUGCACGCAAAACGACAUUAAUGAAUUGGAACACGAGUUGGAUUGCACUCUGCCCUUGGAGUUGCGCGAGUCGUUGAUGAUUCACGAUGGCCAGGAGCGGCCCGGUCUGCCCACGGGUGUUCUUUUUAGCUCCAUGCUACUGGAUUGCGAGGAGAUUGUGCAGGAGCGGAGGAACUGGAAGACUGUCAAUGAGGAAUUUUUGAGCCACAAUGCUCCCAUUUCUGCGCCGAUUUCUAGCUCUGCCGCAAGCUCGUCCUCGGCUGCUGCCCAGCAACAAAGCAACCCAGGGGCGUGGCGCAAUGAACUGCUCGAGCGCCAGGACUCUCAACCACCGGGCGCCGUGCAAAAGGCAUAUGCCCACCCCGGCUGGAUCCCAGUCGCUCGCGACUGGGGCGGCAACCACAUCGCCAUUGAUUUGGCACCCGGACCUGCAGGCAAAUGGGGCCAGGUGAUCAUCUUUGGCCGUGACUACGACUGCAAAUACGUCAUUGCGCGGUCGUGGGCGGGCUUCUUGGCCAUCUUCGCGGAAGAUCUGUGCAGCGGCAAGACCUUUAUCAACGAGGAGACCAACGAGAUGAAGCUGAGGGAGUUCAAGUCGCAAAAUGUCGAGCCACCAUAUCUGGAGAUCUUGCGCUGGCGGACAGACCAGAAGUACGGACGUCGGGCGCCGCGCCGACGUGGUCCCAACGGUGUGGGUGUUAAUGCGAACGGCAAAUCCAGCAGUCGGGAUUCGCCAUAUGGUAGCCCAACUCGGGCCGAGGAGCGCGGCCGCUCGCCGCAUCGGUUCUCCAAGGGCUCGACGCAAAGCCCCAAGACGACAUUCGGUGUGUCCAGCCCUCUGGCUCGUGUGACGGAGGAAAUCUCGAGUCCCGCUGCCACUGCUGGUCCAACGAUCUCGGAGGAUUCCCGGGAGCACAGCAAGGAAGCAGAGCAGACGGAAGACUUGAUGGAGGUUGCUACACCGCAGAUCUCCAACAAGGAGAACGAGGGAUUCCCUGAGAAGACGAGCGAGACGAAGCUGCCUGAGAGUGAGAAGAGCGAAAAGAGUGACGGGACUGCGGAACCCUCGAGUGCCAUUGAUUCGGAGGUUCUUGGAGAGAUGAAGAACGUGGCCAUUUAG
Penicillium daleae is the source of this 1500-nucleotide messenger RNA. Its product is annotated as SMI1/KNR4 family protein. The record is from RefSeq and is a predicted model, not a curated record. Gene Ontology annotation, cellular component: mating projection tip. The transcript has 2 exons. Bases 1 to 1500 code for a protein of 499 amino acids. NCBI's taxonomy places the organism in Eukaryota, Fungi, Ascomycota, Eurotiomycetes, Eurotiales, Aspergillaceae. Gene Ontology annotation, biological process: cell wall biogenesis; regulation of fungal-type cell wall biogenesis.